Siniperca chuatsi (mandarin fish) is the source of this 3871-nucleotide messenger RNA. RefSeq names its product GDP-mannose pyrophosphorylase B (gene gmppb). Gene Ontology annotation, biological process: cell wall mannoprotein biosynthetic process; GDP-mannose biosynthetic process. Bases 223 to 1305 code for a protein of 360 amino acids. The transcript has 10 exons. Gene Ontology annotation, molecular function: mannose-1-phosphate guanylyltransferase (GTP) activity; GTP binding. The record is from RefSeq and is a predicted model, not a curated record. Gene Ontology annotation, cellular component: cytoplasm. Lineage: Eukaryota; Metazoa; Chordata; Actinopteri; Centrarchiformes; Sinipercidae.
UCUACACCAGAUGUUAUAAGUGUCACGUUGUCUGACUUGACGCUGGUCGGCGGGACAGGAAACAAACAAAGAAUUCGGAUUUGAGCUGUCUUACGUGUCAUUCCCAGAGUUUCGGUGAUUCAGAAAUCUCCUGGAGACUUUAGGUGAACGAAUCCCUGCUGGUAGCUGUCUCAUCAUUGAUGAGUUGUGGUCACCCUGGUAACGGUUGCUAAUAGCAGAAGCAUGAAGGCUUUGAUCCUGGUGGGGGGUUACGGGACCCGGCUGCGACCGCUCACCCUGAGUGUCCCCAAACCGCUGGUGGACUUCUGCAACAAACCCAUCCUGCUGCACCAGGUGGAGGCACUGGUCAAGGCCGGGGUGGACCAUGUGGUUCUGGCGGUGAGCUACAUGUCUGAGCUGCUGGAGAGAGAGAUGAGAGUCCAGGAGCAGAGACUUGGGAUUCAUAUCUCUCUGUCUCAUGAAAAGGAGCCUCUGGGAACAGCGGGUCCCCUGGCGUUGGCUCGAGAGCUGCUGAGCGUCGACAACGAGCCCUUCUUCGUCCUCAACUCAGACGUCAUCUGUGAUUUUCCUUUCAAAGACCUGCUGCAGUUCCACCACAACCACGGCAAGGAGGGAACCAUCGUGGUAACGCGGGUGGAGGAGCCCUCUAAGUACGGCGUGGUGGUGUUUGAGGCAGACAGCGGCAGGAUACAUCGCUUCGUUGAGAAACCGCAGGUCUUCGUCUCCAACAAGAUCAACGCUGGCAUUUACAUCUUCAAUCCCAGCAUGCUCAGCAGGAUCCAGCUGAGACCAACAUCCAUAGAGAAGGAGAUAUUUCCUGUCAUGGCAGAGGAGGGACAGCUGUACACCAUGGAGCUACAAGGUUUCUGGAUGGACAUCGGUCAGCCUAAAGACUUCCUGACAGGGAUGUGUAUGUACCUUCAGUCGCUACGACAACACGCUCCUGAGAGGCUACGCACGGGGCCCGGUUUCCUAGGCAACGUUCUGGUGGACCCGACGGCACAGAUUGGGGAGAACUGCACCAUCGGCCCGAAUGUCACCAUCGGUGCCGGCGUGGUUGUGGAGGACGGUGUGAGGAUAAAACGCUGCACGGUGCUGAAAGGAGCGCGGGUUCGAUCACACUCCUGGCUGGAGAGCUGCAUCGUGGGGUGGAGCUCCUCUGUUGGCCAGUGGGUUCGUAUGGAGAAUGUGACUGUGUUGGGGGAGGAUGUGAUCGUGAACGACGAGCUUUACCUGAACGGUGCCAACGUCCUGCCUCACAAAUCCAUCAACGAGUCGGUCCCAGAGCCACGAAUCAUCAUGUAGCAUCGGGUGAAGGAGAAAAGCUCAGCGCCUUUUAUACGAACUCGACUGAACUCCCAAACUGUGCCAGAGAGAGAGACAGAGAGAGAGAGAGGGACAAACAGAUGGGUGGAGGAAAGGAGCAGGGGAGAAAAAGGAACAAAAGAAGGGUUGUUUUUUUGUUUUUUUAUUAAUUUGGACUAGUUUUUAAGCCCUGCUUGGCUGCACCGUCCAUCAAUCAAAAAUAAUGGCAUAUGAUCUGUCAAAAUGCAGCCUGGCCCAUCAGGAAAGUUUAUACUUGUUCUUGUAUACUUCUGUCAGAGCUGCAGGUAAAACAUCAAACACUGUUCUGAAUGUGGCUGAUGGUACAUGUCUCACGUGAACAUUGCUUUAAUAGAGAAAAGGCAAGGGAGGGGGUCGGUUGUCUGUCAAAUGGUGGAGGGAAUAAUGUGAAUUGUAUUUGGGGGGGGGGUUAGAGAGCGAUAUGAACACUGCUGUUUAGAUUGACUAUGCAUUUACAUUUCCUGGACAGCUUCAGAGUAUCGGUGAACAGGCACUAAAGGAUCAUACUACAUCUACAUCUUUCUCUGCUAUAACAGAGACUGGAAUCAUGACUGACGACAUUGAGAUUUAUGAUCUGUCAUAUUAAACAAAAUGCAGUAUUAGUUAUAGUUAAAGCUGCAUUAAUAGAUUCAUUUCUGGCCUCUUGGGGGCAGCAGAUCAAGCUGUAAACACAACAUCAUAUAGCAUAGCAUAUUAUCACCUUUUAUAAAGUUGUUAUGGCGAAUGCUUUGACAAAGAGUUGAUUAUUUACACAUCCAGCAGACACAGACGAACACUAUCAUCCAAUUUGUAUCCACCUGAUGAAUGUAAUUUGAUCCAUUUUUAUAUAAAAAAUAUUGAUUAGUGCAGCUUUAAUCAGUUAUAGAGUAGGUGUCGAUUAUGUCUAAUUGCCUUGGUAAACAGGUUUUUCUGUUGCUUCAAUGCCAAACUGGUUACUGCUCUGUAAAAAGUGAACACAGCUUUUUAUAACAAACUGCAGUUCAUCAAGUAUGUUUACAGAUAUUUGAGUCAGACUGCAUCUGGGAUAUUUGACUUUGAAACAAUGUGUUUCAACAUAUUUUUCAUUCAUGUUUACGUGUUUCUUAAAGAGUAACUUAACACCCCCUGAAAAUCUUGUUUUUGCUGACCUCCAGUGGUUUAACUUCUCACCUUGCUGCAGUGAUGUACAUGUAUACUCCACGACACCGUGACAUCACUAUUGGGUGUGGUUACAGGUGCAACAGAAACUGAAACGGGCUUGAAACUAUCAACCAGACAAUGCAGUUUAGCUUCUGUACGGUGGCCAUUUUAGGACAUUUCAGACUCUACAUUGUCAGGCUCAGCUCAGCUUUCAUCAAUCUAAGCUGUACUUUGUCAUCCUAAACUGUACAUCAGUUAGCUACAGCUAGAAUGUUAACAUGCAGUUAUUGGAUGUUAACAUGCUAAUAUUAUCAUAUAUUGCAUGAUAAUUUAGCUUGUUAGCAUGCUAACAUACAUAUUUUUAGCAUAUUCCCAUCCUCCACCACGGAGACCCAAGUGUCUGGCCACAAGAUCCAUUAAAAGGUGUGCUGGAGCUUUCGAUUGGUUGAUUGAUUUAAAGGUCAAGAAUGAACUUACAAUUUCAAUUCUUAAACCAGCAUGGAUGAGAAGUCCUUAAAGUGCUCAGAAAUAUGGAAAUCUGAAAAUCUACAACUGGGCAACAAACCACCAUGAAUGGACCUUGUGGGUGACUGCUUUGUCAACAUUUGGCUGUGUUCAUGUCCUUGUCGCUGCUCUAAUUACUCCUACUGGCUGGUCCAGGUUCCUGCACAUGGGGGGAGAACUUGGGGUGAAUAGCCUGAACCUCUUCCUACCCUUUUGUAGUUGAAGCUCAUCAUUGAAAGGUGAUAAACAUGCAAACAUUUAGCAUGUUAGCAUGCCAUUUUAGCAUUCAUCUCAAGCUAAGGCUGUUUGGGAAUUCAGUCUUUACUAUUUAGAAAUAUCCUGUCAUGAACUGAAAUGUUGGACAAGUGAAAACUUUGACUUGUUAGUGACACUAGAUUAAAAAGUCAUGAGGAUUCAUCCUUUGGGGGCCAUGAAUUUCUGAACCAAAUCUCAUGGGAAUCCUUCAGAUAGUUGCUAAGAUAUCACCAAAGUGAUGGACCGACAGACUGACUAACAUUACUGAAUUUAACAUCAGACAUUUUGAAUUAGGUAUAUUAACGAACAGAGGGAAGAGUCUGUUUGAGACAGUUUUCGCUCUGAAGGGGAUAGAUUGUUUUGUCAGCUCAGUAGCUCAGAUGCACAGAGGUACUGAUGUGUCUACAUUUGGCUUGUCGUUAUUGACCAUGAACACAUGCAGCAGGUGACGUCAGCUGUCAGUCUGUCUGUCCAGACGCUCUAAACUGAUCUCUGAACAGAAAGCAGUGGUUCCAUGUUGUUAUGCAGUUAGUGAUAAACAGUAUUUAUAACACUGAACAUGUUAAGACUUUAACUGUGUCUGAAUGAAUGAAGUCAAUUCUUGUAAUGAAGUCUUUUUUAAAGAGAAUAAUAUAAUCUACUGACCACA